This is a messenger RNA of Marmota monax (woodchuck), 3446 nucleotides long. RefSeq names its product galactoside alpha-(1,2)-fucosyltransferase 2-like. The record is from RefSeq and is a predicted model, not a curated record. Gene Ontology annotation, biological process: carbohydrate metabolic process. The transcript has 2 exons. Gene Ontology annotation, molecular function: galactoside 2-alpha-L-fucosyltransferase activity. The coding region runs from base 1119 to 2231 and encodes 370 amino acids. NCBI's taxonomy places the organism in Eukaryota, Metazoa, Chordata, Mammalia, Rodentia, Sciuridae. Gene Ontology annotation, cellular component: membrane.
CACAUCUGAGGACACGGUGAACUGGGAAGUGACAGAAAUGCUCUUUUUCUCCAGAGAGCUGGCUGGACUACCAGCACACCUUCACCAGGCCAGCAAGGGUAGGGACAGCAUCCUCAUUCUGGAGGCAGAGGGUGCUGUCCCCAGGGCAUUUUGGGAAACGGAGGGAGGCUUUCAGUCGUCCCAUUGGUUGUCAGGUGAUACCAAAGCAUCAGGUGACAUUAAUGAAGAAUCGCCUAAACCCCACAGCAGACGUGCAGAGGGGACAGUCUCGGGGGAGUGUCCCUGUCCACUCCGCGCGGCUGCCUGUUUCUUUUCCCGUGGCAGCAGCUCCCUGGGAGCCCAGGACAUUUGCCCUGUGGCGGCCCCCGUUCUGGACGUGGCGACUCAUCCUCGUGGUGUCCAUUGUCACUUGAUUCUCUUGUUUUCUGAAACUCGAUGGAUCCAGCAGGAAGCUUGAUUUGAUUUCAGCUUUUCCCCCCUUUUUCCUCUAAGGAGAUUCAUAGCUGAUCCAUGAACCUCCUGCUUCACUUAGGGGCCUAGAGUGGCCACGGUCCCUCAUUCGGUGUUAGGACUGUGGGGGCCUCUGGCAGAGCCUCACCCCUCCCCAGUAACCGUCCUCAUUAAUCUUGCACCUGACUUUGGCAGCCGUAGACAGUGAUACCGCAGUUCCUGUUUCUUGGUGUCACUGUGGAUGCUGAAUGGUGAUUUCCCAGGAGUAGUUUUUAAAAUCAGGGAGACUGAGAAGAGUCUCUAGUUGCCAGGGAUUUUCCAAGACCUAGCCCCCUAGUUUCAAAUCCCAGCUUCUACUGUGUGACCUUGGGCAAGUUACUUUAGGUUUCUGUGCUUUGGUUCCCCCAUGGAAUUGUCAGGAAGAUUGAACGGCUUGGUGCUGUGUGUGUGGCGUUUUCUCUUCAGUUCUCGGAGAGCACUGGGCUGGAAGAGCGUGACCUGGACUCCUCCACUCCUCCACGCCUUCCUGGCCCGCACCCCGCAGACUCAGGCUCCUGGGCUCACCUCCCUCCCGCAACCAGCCACACCUGCUCUUGGAGCCAGGUGCACCCUGGGUGGGGCUUUCUGGCCACUAGUGCAGGAAGGCUCCGGAAGGUUAUUUGGCCUGAAUGAAGAGGCGACCCGGAGGACUACUGAGCUGCCACAGAGCCGGCUACAGAGGCACCUGUCACCCGCUCCCUGCAGCCAGACCAGCUAUGGCCAGCACCCCGGGGCCCUUCUCCUUUCCCAUGGCACACGUUGUCCUCUUUGUCUUCGUGGCUUCUGCCAUCUUUCACCUCCAGCAGCGACUGGCGAGGCUUCAACCCCCAGGGGAGGUGCAGACACCAGCGCCGCAAUCCGCAAGAGAGGGGCCCACAGCCCAGCAGCUCCAGGGCAUGUGGACCAUCAACGCAGUAGGCCGCCUGGGGAACCAGAUGGGUCAGUACGCCACGCUGUACGCCCUCGCCAAGCUCAAUGGGCGGCCCGCCUACGUCCCCGCGCAGAUGCACAGCACGCUGGCCCCCAUCUUCAGGAUCACGCUGCCCGUCCUGCCCAGCACCACGGCCCGCAGCGUCCCGUGGCAGAACUACCACCUCAACGACUGGAUGGAGGAGCAGUACCGCCACAUCCCGGGGCGCUACGUCCGCCUCACGGGCUACCCCUGCUCCUGGACCUUCUACCACCACCUGCGCCAGGAGAUCCUGCAGGAGUUCAGCCUGCACGAGCACGUGCGCGAGGAGGCCCAGCAGUUCCUCAGGGGUCUGCGGGUGAACGGGAGCCGGCCCAGCACCUUCGUGGGGGUGCACGUGCGCCGGGGGGACUACGUGCGUGUCAUGCCGCAGGUGUGGAAGGGCGUGCUGGCCAACAGGGGCUACCUGGAACAGGCCAUGCAGCGGUUCCGAGAGCGCUUCAGGUCCCCCGUCUUCGUGGUCACCAGCAACGGCAUGGCCUGGUGCCGGCAGAACAUCGAUGCCUCCCGUGGCGAUGUGGUGUUCGCCGGCAACGGCAUUGAGGGCUCCCCCGCCAAGGACUUUGCGCUGCUCACACAGUGCAACCACACCAUCAUGACCAUCGGGACCUUCGGGAUCUGGGCCGCCUACCUGGCCGGUGGAGAGACCAUCUACCUGGCCAACUACACCCUCCCAGACUCGCCCUUCCUCAAAGUCUUCAAGCCAGAGGCAGCCUUCCUGCCAGAGUGGACGGGGAUCGCUGCAGACCUGUCCCCGUUACUCAAGCACUAAGGCUAGCCCUUCUCCUCUUCUGGCUCCCCCAAGAUCAGUUCCAAGGCAAAAGGAACACAAUGUUACAAGCACAGGACCCUUUCCCCUUGUGUGAAGAUGCCUUGGGCUGCAAGGGAUUUCCCAACGAAUGUGUCCAAAGAACGUAUCUGUACGUCUGGCAAAAUUGUCCAGAGGGACACAGCCCAGUGCUGGUUAACUGUCAGCUCAACUGCACUGUCAGUGACCUCAGCUGUCACUGUCUCUUCUUAGCCCAGUUGCCUCAUGCUACACCCCCCCCCACACACACCCCAGAAAAGCUGCCAUAUAUAUGGGUGUCACACAAACAACCUCAUCCAGAGACAGCAAAAAGAGAUCAUGCUGGGCACAGUGGGGCACGCCUGUAAUACCAGCAGCUUACGAGGCUGAGGCAGGAGGAUCAUGAGCUCAAAGCCAGCCUCAGCAUAAACGAGGCACUAAGCAACUCAGUGAGACCCUGUCUCUAAAUAAAAUGCAAAAUAGGGCUGGGGUGUGGUUCAGUGGCCCUGAGUUCAAUCCCUGGUACUGCACCACCCCCCCCCAAAUAAAAGAGCUCACCAUGAGUCCCUUUUGAAGAGGGAGGGAACUCUCUCUGAGUUCAUUUUCCACUACCAUAAAGAAAUACCUGAGGCUGGAUAACUUAAUAAAGGUCUAGUGAAGACCUGAUGGCAGAUGACACCACAGGGACAGAGGGGCAGGUGAGAAGCAGCAAUCAUAUGGCCAGACAGGAAGCCAGAGCAGGGGGAGUACCAUAUUGUUCUCUCUGUAAUAACCUUUUUUUUGCAAGAACUCACUCCAGGUCCCCUAAGAACUACAUCAAUCCCUUGCGAGGUCAGUGCUUCUAAUGACCUAAGGACCUCCCACUAGGCUCCACCUCUUAAAGGUGCACCACCUCCCACAUCAUCAUACUGAGGACCAACCUCCCAAGACAUGAAAACUUGGGGGACACCCUCAAAAUCAUGUUAAAACCAUAGUAUGUUCCUAAGCCUGCCAGCAACUUACUCCUCAAUCUUUUGGGCAAGAUUUGUGUCACAUGCAUAUGUGGCCCAUUAUGAGGCCAAUCAAAUGGUACCACAAUAGUGUGUUCAGCCUCAGAUCCUGCAGGUGAGGAGCUCACAAGCUCUUGAGAAGGACAUGGCAGUCUGCAGAGAGCUGCGGUGUCAUUGCCAAGAAUAAACAACAGGGAUGCCUGAGCGGUCA